This is a messenger RNA of Theileria equi strain WA, 1917 nucleotides long. RefSeq lists its product as hypothetical. NCBI's taxonomy places the organism in Eukaryota, Apicomplexa, Aconoidasida, Piroplasmida, Theileriidae. The record is from RefSeq and is a predicted model, not a curated record. The transcript has a single exon. Bases 1 to 1917 code for a protein of 638 amino acids.
AUGGCAACAAUUGGUAAGAGUAUGAGGAAGAAUUAUGUGGAUAUCGAUAUUUCUCAGUCAACCGAAAAUGACUGGGGAAUUAACUAUAUGUACAGGCAUGAGAUUUCAAUAAAGCAAGAGUCGCAGAUUAGAACUCCUGUAAGGCUCAAAGGAUACAAGAGAUACACUCAUACACUUAGAAAUAACUCUUGUGUUGGCCGAGUAAUCUACAAAUUGGAGGAACAAAUGGGAUUAGGUCAUAAAAUAAAAAGUGAAAGCUAUGUAAAAGUGGUUGUCUUCUACUGGGCACACGAUAAUAUGAAUUAUUUACCUCUUCUCGUAGGAUUUUCCCGAGAAAUUAAUGAUGAGGAUAAGUACGAGUAUUACUUAAAAAGUAGCUAUACUGAGGAAAAUACUGCAUGGAUAAAGGAUGGUACUAUAAAUCGAAAUGGAAGCAAUCUUGCGGUAAAACUCAAUGAAAUUAGCAACAAUCUAAAACACUUUGUUACUAUAGAUAUCUAUGCCACAAAUCAGUACUUUUUUAAUGGAAAGCAUACUACUCCAAAAAUGAAUGAAGAUGUAAGAAUUUCUGUUAACAUCUAUACUGUGGAUUUCAACUACAAAAAAUAUACUCAUAGUCUUUCGAGCGGAGGAUUUAUGAAUAUAAUGACGAUAAGAGCGAAUAGUAAAGGUGUACCAUUUAGAGAACGUCACAUCUCUGAAAAAUGUCUAUGCGCCUCUUUUUACCACUGGAGUGGGAAUGACGAUAUGAGCACACCACUUCUUCUAGAAUUAACAUACUCCAGUGACGAGAAAAAUAAGUCUAAAUUCUUUAAGUUAGAAGAUGGAGCCUGGGUAUGUCAUGAAUCGAUAAGUGACAACCCUCUUGGAUACCUUAGAAAACUAAACUGCGAAAUAAACAAGGCCCAUUGUAUGGAUUUCACACAUCAGGAAAAUUAUAGAUGCAAAUCUUGUGGUAUUCAAAUUCAAGUAGUACCUUGUGAUCAACAAGAAGGGGAUUAUUCAGUUUUUAGACAAGUCAUUAGGAGUGAAAAGGUUAAUUAUAAUGCGAAAAACAGAUUUUCUAUUGCUUCAUUUCAAUAUGAUGGCUGUACUCAGAGUGGGAUAGAAUCAUCAAAGGGUGUAAAAGAGGUUAGACUUUUCUUUUAUCCAAGGCAUGGUGGAGAUCCUCUUCUGAUGUAUUAUUCCCUUGAGGGAGAGAAAAAAUGGUAUAAGGCCGACCCAAUAUCAGCAAAUAAAUGGAAUGAAUUAAAAGAGAGUGAUAGACCCAGUGGAGAUUCUGAUGAACGAGUUUUAUCACUUUUAAUAUGUUCUCAUUCUCCACCCAUUGCAGUAGAUAUAAAAGAGGGUGUUAGCAUUGAAAAUGGGAAAUACAUUACAUAUCCGUAUACCUCUGAAAAUAUUAACGAAACAAUAAGUGUAUUGAGGAAUGACUUAGAAGGUAGUUAUCAUUGUUUUGUUCAUAGUGUAAGGGGGAAAGAUAGUUUUAGAAUUCACUCAUUGAGUUACGGGGAUUUCACUCUAGAAAAUACAAAAUGUUCUGAUAUUCUAACUGAAGUAACAGUAUUCUAUUGGUGCAAUGACAAAGAUUAUGAAAAACCGCUGCUAAUAGAACUUAAAUUAAAGAACGGUAGAUACAAAUACUUGGAUAGAAAAGCGGCAAACUCAAACACAUGGACAUUCUGUAACAAGGGUAACACCUGCCAACUUACUGGAUCAGCCCUAACUAAAAAGUUAGAUUGUGUAGUAAAUAGGGACUUUGCAUCUCUUUCUACCAUUAUGAUAGAUACAUUGGUAACUGUCAUUUUUGGACUUGGAAUGAUAUGUUUUGCGAUACACGAAGGAAUUAAUGCAGUAACUAACCCCAAAAGGAGCCUGACCUACAAACUGAUUAGUCUAUGCAAAAAACGCCUGUGA